This is a messenger RNA of Rhodamnia argentea, 666 nucleotides long. RefSeq names its product pyrophosphate--fructose 6-phosphate 1-phosphotransferase subunit alpha 2-like. The transcript is spliced from 4 exons. NCBI's taxonomy places the organism in Eukaryota, Viridiplantae, Streptophyta, Magnoliopsida, Myrtales, Myrtaceae. The record is from RefSeq and is a predicted model, not a curated record. Bases 46 to 360 code for a protein of 104 amino acids.
GAGACGAAGCUUCGACCGAGGUGUCUACAGCAGGACAAAGGAAGAAUGCCAGCAAGAACACGGCAUGAAUAUGCUGAAGUCUCAUGCAAUGCAGGUAAAUGCAAUAAUCCUUUCAAAAAUUUGAGACUUCAUAAGAUGGAGGGACCAGAAUCUGAUCUGUGCGCUGAGCAUUUCUGUGAAGUGGACGAGGACUCCAAUGAGAAAAUGAAGCAGUUGCAGGGCUAUAUCGAGAUGGUUCAGCAGAUUGUGAAACCCGGGUGCUCUCCAGAGAUGGUGGAGGUGGCAUUGCGUUCCAUGGCCUCCCUUGUCGAAUUCCUUUCCUCUGUAUCCUCCAAGCCGGAGCUUGUUUCUUCACUUUAAAUUGCAAAUUUGGUGCUGCCAGUUAAAAAGAAUAUGCAGCUACAAAAGUUGGGGUGUCUCUGGGUGUAUAUAGCUCGACACACGAACCACUGAAGAGGGCGGAAAGCUGAACAGUGCAUUGGUGGGUGAGAGAAUCGGUUGUAGGUUGACAGUUGGAGCAGGGAAGGAAAUUGGCAUGUGUAUUAGCUGCAAUGUGGUUAAAUUCAGUCAAGUAUCAAAGUGCAUGAAGCUUAAGAGAUGGCUUGUUGCAUGAAUAUUGGGUAUGAGGAAUUAAAUUCUCCUUGAAGUCGUAUCAGACUUCAGCAA